Cucumis melo (muskmelon) is the source of this 489-nucleotide messenger RNA. RefSeq names its product chaperone protein dnaJ 20, chloroplastic-like. The transcript has a single exon. Gene Ontology annotation, cellular component: chloroplast. The record is from RefSeq and is a predicted model, not a curated record. Bases 1 to 489 code for a protein of 162 amino acids. Lineage: Eukaryota; Viridiplantae; Streptophyta; Magnoliopsida; Cucurbitales; Cucurbitaceae.
AUGUUUGCUUCACCAAAUUCUCUUUCUUUAUCCUUCCCCUCCAAGGCCACCCCUCCUUCUUUUCAGGCAAGCCGUGGCCGCUGCUGCGUCUCAUGUAAAGCUGCCGCCAGUACUAGAGAGAGAGAUAAUUAUUACAAGUUGCUUUCAGUGAGUGGUGGUUGCAAUGCUAGUCCUGAAGAAAUCAAGAAGGCAUACAGAGCCAUGGCUUUGCGAUAUCAUCCUGAUCUUGUUUGUGAUCCUUCGCUCAAAGAACAAUCAACUAGAAUGUUUGUUCAGCUUAAUGCAGCUUACAAGACUCUCUCUGAUCCUGUUCUUAGAAGACAAUAUGAUGACUCUCUUAUGGGAUUCAAUACAAAACGCUUUCAAGGAGAUUCAGCUGCUGUUUGGCAAAGACAGAUUCUUGAGCUCAAACGUCGCUCCUCUCUACGCAAAGAUCGCUCCGCACCUGCUUCAUGGGCCGCAAGAAUGCAAGCUCACAGCCGUUGUUAG